UUAGCAUCCAAAAACAAUAUUUUCUUAAGUCUUACAAAUUCAUUCUCUUUUUCAUGCACAGAAACUGUAGCUCAAUGGAUCAAUUAUAUGAAGAGGUUGAAGAACCAGUGAGUCCGGCAGGUCAAUAUUUCAACAGUUCUGUGAUAUGUUCGUAUGUUUUUGGCUUUCUUGAAAUAGAAAUUCCUAUUGAUGACUCAAUGACAAUACCUUUGAUUAAGGAUGUCUUCCUCCCCAUCAACCCACGUUUCUCCUCUAUCAUGAUAAGAGACGAAAAUGGUAAAAGGAGAUGGAAAAGGGUAGAAGUGAAGCCUGAAGAGCACGUAAAGAUUCCGAAAUUUCCAGAAUCUGAAUUAUAUGAUCAGUAUUUUGAUGAGUAUGUGACAAGGAUUCUGACUGAAAGAACACCUCAAAACAAACCACUGUGGGAAAUUCAUAUCAUUAAGUAUCCAACCAGCAAAGCUGCAGGCACAGUAAUUUUCAAGCUGCAUCAUGCUCUUGGAGAUGGCUACUCCCUAAUGGGUGCGCUUCUUUCUUGUCUUGAAAGAAUCGAUGACCCUUCUCUUCCACUAACUUUUCCUUCAAGAACAUCAUCAACUUCACAAGCUUCAAAGAAAAACGUGAUUCAGAAGUUACCUUCUUUUGUCUCUUCCUUUUUUAGCUCCUUGUCAGAUUUUGGAUCAAGCUUAGUGAAGACAAGAAUGGUUGUAGAUGACAAAACACCAGUAAGAUCUGGAUAUGAAGGAACUGAGUCCAUGCUUUUUGUCUUGUCAAGCAUAUCACUGUCUGUUGAUCAUGUCAAAGCAAUCAAAACCAAGCUUGGAGUGACGAUAAAUGAUGUGAUUACUGGGAUGAUUUUCUAUGGGAUUCGAUUGUACAUGGAAGAGAUUGAAUACAUGGCUAGAAAAGCAAAAUCGACUGCUGUGGUAAUGCUGAACACAAGAAAUGUUAAAGGGUACAAAUCAGUGAAGGAGAUGCAAAAUUCAAAGGUGAAAGGUUUAUGGGGAAACAAAAUUUCUUUCCUACAAAUACCUAUUCCAAAGCUAAGUCAAUCCAAAAGCUAUAACCCUCUUGAGUUUGUUUGGAAUGCCAGAAAACUUAUAAAGAAGAAGAGACGUUCUUUCAGUGUUUAUCUCAUAGGUUUGCUCUUAGAUUUGGAGAUGAAAUUAAAAGGCCCCGAGGCUGUGGCUAAAAUCAUCUACAAGACUCUAGGAAACUGCAGUGUUGUUAUAUCAAACAUUUUUGGGCCAUUGGAACAAAUGGCUCUGGCAAAUCAUCCCAUAAGUGGUUUAUAUUUCACUAUGACUGGUGGACCUGAGAAUAUAGACAUAACUAUUAUGAGCUAUGUGAAAGUGUUGAGAAUCACCUUCAGAACACUAAAGGGAUUCAUUGAUGAACAGAAGUUCAGGUUUUGCAUAGAGAAAGCCUUUGAUGUGAUAUUCAAAGCUGCCAUGGAGAUUUCUCAAACACCCAAUAACAAAUAAUUGAGACAAAUAUAUUUGUGACAUUGUCAUUGCACGAUGAGUCAAACAUUCAAGUUAAAGCAUGUAGCUGCUUAUUUAUUGGACCUUAGUUUUUAAAACAUUGAAUCUUCCCUUUCUUUUUAUGAAA
This is a messenger RNA of Vigna angularis (adzuki bean), 1608 nucleotides long. Its product is annotated as wax ester synthase/diacylglycerol acyltransferase 4. Gene Ontology annotation, cellular component: plasma membrane. The record is from RefSeq and is a predicted model, not a curated record. Lineage: Eukaryota; Viridiplantae; Streptophyta; Magnoliopsida; Fabales; Fabaceae. Gene Ontology annotation, molecular function: long-chain-alcohol O-fatty-acyltransferase activity; diacylglycerol O-acyltransferase activity. Gene Ontology annotation, biological process: triglyceride biosynthetic process. The transcript is spliced from 5 exons. Bases 54 to 1481 code for a protein of 475 amino acids.